Cimex lectularius (bed bug) is the source of this 707-nucleotide messenger RNA. RefSeq lists its product as uncharacterized. The coding region runs from base 34 to 420 and encodes 128 amino acids. The record is from RefSeq and is a predicted model, not a curated record. The transcript has 2 exons. NCBI's taxonomy places the organism in Eukaryota, Metazoa, Arthropoda, Insecta, Hemiptera, Cimicidae.
CCCCUACCCCGGGAGAGACCCGGUAUAAAUGGGAUGACUGGAAAAUCAGUGAAGCAGACAGUCAACAGUCAAGCUGCAAGACUCACCCCAGUGAGUCAAGAUCCGAGAGUCACCCCAGGCAGCCAAGACCGAGGACCGGGAGAGAAGCAGCCAUACUCCGUCUGGGAUUCAACAAGAGGACUCAGCCAGCCAGAGCCAGCGAGGACCAGCCGUUGCGACCAUCGAGCCAAGUCAGAGGUCGAGAGAAGAGAUGCUGUGAACACUGAUCGUGGCGAGCAUCGUUUGGGAAGAACUCGCCCAGGAUCUUUGGUCAACGGCACAGUCCAGUUGUGCGGUGCUCUAUCAUCCACGAUCUGCAAAGGUUUAGACCACCGGAAGUCUCUAUCGAAGAGAAGGAGACCGCGAUACCCCGAUAGAUAGUCAACUCCAAACGGUCCGCAAGGUCUUCAGGAGAAUAGUGCAGUGUUUAUACGUUCUGCAUCACGUUAUCUACUACUGGAAAGAAACAAAUAGAAAGGGGACUACUCCAAAAUCUCGCUUGCACAUUUGAACAAAGUGCGGAGGCUUUUCUCUUCACAGAUUAAUGUCAGUUUGGGUCGUAGCAAUGAAAUGGCCGGGACGGUGUGUGGAGAACGCUUUGGUUUAUGUGCAAUGCGCGAUUCUCAGCUUUUUCAAAGACGGUUUUAGCCAACAGAAGGCAUUUACAC